Molecule: messenger RNA, 2681 nt
Organism: Syngnathoides biaculeatus (alligator pipefish)
Lineage: Eukaryota; Metazoa; Chordata; Actinopteri; Syngnathiformes; Syngnathidae
Gene: rcor2
Product: REST corepressor 2
Exons: 13
Coding region: 360-1994 (544 amino acids)
Biological process (GO): negative regulation of DNA-templated transcription; regulation of transcription by RNA polymerase II
Cellular component (GO): transcription regulator complex; histone deacetylase complex
Molecular function (GO): transcription corepressor activity
Source: RefSeq, a predicted model, not a curated record
CAUUUGAACCCACCUGAGCACAAGCGGCAUUGAAACCGGAUCGACCUCUACGCGGACUACUUCCUCCUCGAUCCGAGCGGUGAGGCUGGAAGCCGGGAGAGGCGGCGGCGGAUGAGCACACCGCAAUUCCGAGGGAGCUGCGCGACUUGCCGGCCGCUUCCAUUUGUGCUCCGCGCAAAUUGGAGGAAUUAAAAGCGUAAUUGGAGGGGGGGGGGCAUAAGUUUGCAUUUUUCUUUUUUUUUUUAUUUUGGAUUUUGCACAGUGGAGAAGAUUGUCAAACUCGCCGUGGAAGACAAAGCCACGCAUAAGUUGGCGGAGGAACGAAGCACGCAGGCUCUGCUCCGGCGGCUGGCCGGGCCAUGCCCUCGGCGAUGGAGCGCCCCGGGGCCCCCGGCGUCCUGUCCAGGAGCCGGACCAAGACCGUGACCAACGGCAACGGUCAACCGCAUUCAGAGGAGGAGAGCAGCGACGAGGAGCACGCUCACGACAGCAUGAUCCGAGUGGGUGGAGACUACCAGGCCCAGAUCCCGGAGUUCAAACCAGAGAGCCCGGCCCGUUACGGCGAGAAGGAGCGGAGGAGCAUGUUGGUGUGGCGUCCCAGCAGUCAGCUGUCGGAUGCAAUGCUGGAUAAAUACAUCCUGAUGGCGAAAGAGAAACACGGCUACAACAUGGAGCAGGCCCUGGGCAUGCUGCUGUGGCACAAGCACGACGUGGAGCGCUCGCUGGCCGACUUGGCCAACUUCACGCCCUUCCCCGACGAGUGGACGGUGGAGGACAAAGUGCUUUUCGAACAGGCCUUCAGCUUCCACGGAAAGAGCUUCCACCGCAUCCAGCAGAUGCUUCCCGACAAGCUGAUCUCCAGCCUGGUCAAGUACUAUUACGGCUGGAAGAAGACCCGGACCAGAACCUCGGUCAUGGACCGGCAGGCCAGGAGGCUGGUGAGCAAGAGGGAGAAAGAUGAUAGCAACGAUGAGCUCGAGGAAGGAGAGCCCGGCAGUGACAGCGACUUUGAGCUUGACGCCAAGAAGGAGGCAGCCAAACAGAACUCCAACGGCGCCGCCUCGGACAAGGUCCCCCCCGGUCGCUCCGGCCCCAUCAAGAAGGAGAACAUCGGGGCUCAGUAUCGUCACCACCCGCUCCGUGCGCGCCGCCGGCCACCCAAGGGCAUGCACCUGGAGCGGGCCGACAUCACGUCGCUGUCCGCCUCGCACGACUCCGGCGCGCUGACCAUAAGGCAGCUGGACGCGCAGCUGGUGUCGCUCAAGCGGCAGGUCCAGAGUAUUAAACAGAACAACAGCAGUUUGAAACUGAGUCUGAAUGAAGGCGUCGACGCUUUCAGACCCACUGAGCCCCCCCCCAAGAUGAACGCCCGCUGGAGCACGGAGGAGCAGCUGCUGGCCGUGCAAGCGAUCCGCCGUUAUGGCAAAGACUUUACGGCUGUCGCCGAAGUGAUUGGAAACAAGACGUCUGCUCAGGUGAGCUCGUUCUUCGCAAGCUACCGCCGCAGGUUCAACCUGGACGAGGUGCUGAGGGAGUGGGCCGCCGAGGAGGCGGCGGCGGCAGCUCGAGACUCGAGGAGGAGCGGCGAAGAGGCGGCGGCGGCGGCGGAGGACCAAGAGGUGAGGAAGGGUGGCAUAAGUGGAGCCCCCCCGGGACUCGCUCACCCGCCCUGUCCUUUCCUUCCCUCGCCCGUCAAGGACUCUUCUUCAGACGCGGCCGGGGGCACCUCGCCCCGCUCCUCCGCCCGGGCCCCCUCGUCCCUGUCCCAGCCUCCCCCGCUCCUGCGCCCGGCGCCGCCCCCGGCUCCGCCCGGCCUCCUGCGCCAGCCUCCGCCGCUCCAGACGCGCCCGCUGCAGAACCGGGCCCCUCACAACCACCCGCCGCCGCCCCUCAUCCGGCCCGCCGUCACCUCGGGCCUCCUGGCUUCUCCUCCCGGCUCGUCGCCGCCGCCGUCGCUGAUGGGGAUCAAGGUGGAGCAGGGCGGCGCUCACUAGGGGAACAUUUUCACUCCGGUUUUUUCAGCAAUUUCAGCUGGAAAUAUUCCACGUUGGAAACUUUCCAUGGGAAUUCACGUCAGUUGAGAGUCAUUUGAUCAUAUUCAAGGUGAAAUAUGAUUUUUUGGGGGGGUUUUUUUUUUUUUUGUUUUUUGUUUUGUUUUGCUGCUUUACUUGAGAAGCAUUUCACAAAUUUUUGCUUGCAAGAUGAUGCAAAAAAAAAAAAAAACUGACCAUGUAACAACUUGAACUUCCAAAAAAAAAAAAAAAAAAAAAAGUCCGAAAUUGGUGCACUUGAAACAAAAAAACUUGAGAAUCGAUUUGAGUUUGGAGCAGAAAAACAACAUGCACAAGUCUCGCCAGUGCAUGGUCCUCAUUUUUCCUUUGCGUUUUAUUUAUUGAAAAUAUGAACUAUAUGAUUACCACUCGAUUCAAUUCCUGAUUUCUUCUGGUAAAAUCCCAUUGAAAGUUUCCUGGAAUUUUUGUGACCCGAAAUCACACGUUUGGGCCAAAGCGUCAGCUACGAAGUGUUUAUUUAUUGAUGCACUGUCACACCUACCUCCAACACGCACACUUAAAACACUUCAAACACGAUGUGUAUCUAUCCCCCCCCCCGCGCUGAUUGAACGCUUUUUAAUUUUCUUUUUUUUUUUUUUGGUUACAACUUGAACCCUCGACAAGGAAAAA